GGUUCACUCAACUGUUAAGUCUGCUGAAUGCCCCUACCCUAUACAAUUAAUUACAAAAGUAAUUGAUUUUCUAUUCAAAAUUUUUUAUUCGAUAUUUUCAUAUUAAUCUAAAAAAAAAUAUUGAAUACCUAAUCCAAUGGAGAUAAACAUGUCUAGCAGUCUAGCAUGAAACGUAGUGGAACGUGGAACCAUAACCUUAAAAUAGUGUGAACACGUGUAGCCGUACUAGUCGUUCGAUUUCUCCCAUUUUCUCGUAUAAUCAAAAAAUAGUUAUUUCAUUUAUUUUACUUGUUAUUACUUAGUUUAUUUGUUCUUACAAUGACGAAAAAAACGAUAAAAAGAAAGCAGAAGGAAAAUGGGGCAAAAGAAAACGAGCCGAAGAAGAAAAUGUUGGAUGUUCUUACAAUGAUAAGGAAAACGUUAAAGAGAAAGCAAAAAGAAGUGACAACAGAAAACGAGCCGAAGAAGAAGCUGUCAGAUGAACCUGCUACCAAAAAGGUAAAAUGGAUUAACAGGCAACGAGUGUUGGUGUUUGCUACUCGCGGUAUCAAUCAUAGGCAUCGACAUCUUAUGGAGGACUUAAAAAAAUUGAUGCCACACCAUCGUCCCGAGUGCAAAAUGGAACGUACUAAAAACUUGCAAGUAGUGAAUGAAAUGUGUGAGAUGAAGAAUUGCAAUAAAGCCAUCCUGUUUGAAGGUCGAAUGAAACGAGACCUUUAUAUUUGGCUUGCUAAUGUGCCUACUGGCCCAAGCGCAAAAUUUCUUGUAGAAAACAUUUAUACAAUGGGAGAGCUGAAGAUGACAGGAAACUGCUUAAAAGGGUCUCGGCCGUUACUAUCGUUUGAUGAAAAUUUUACCACACACGCGCAUUACAGUCUCUUGAAGGAAUUACUGACACAGAUCUUUGGUGUACCAAAUCAUCAUCCUAAGAGUCAACCAUUCUUUGAUCAUGUGUAUACAUUCAGCAUUCUGGACAACAGGAUAUGGUUCCGUAAUUUUCAGAUUUUAACAGAGGACGGUGCAUUGGCUGAAAUUGGCCCGAGGUUCGUCUUGAAUCCGGUCAAGAUAUUUAGCGGAAGCUUCGGUAGUGAUACUUUAUGGGAUAAUCCACAUUAUAUUUCUCCUGCCAAGUUUCGACAAUCGUUGACGAAAAAGGCUGCUAAUAAGUACAUAAAUAGGGUAGAACAAAAAAUGGUACAACAGGCCACUAAACCUGAAUUGUCUUAUGCACUUAAUCCAACAGAUGAGAUAUUUAAGGGUGAUUUAUUGGAGAAAGCAAUCGAGAUGGAAGAAAAAUUUGAGACAGAUAAAAAUGAAAACUUAGAAAAGCCGUCAAAAAAGAAGGUAAAAAAAAUUAAGAAGCCUGUGGUAGCUAAAAAAGUUAAAAAAAUAAAAUCUGUAAAAUCAAAAGCCUUGAAAAAAAGGAAGGUAAAAUGAAUUAUUUUAUAAUAUUAAUAAAGUGCAUACAUGAUAAAUGAAAGUGUUUUCUUGUGUAUUACGCAAUUAUUUAAUAUCUUUUAUAAAAUAACUUUAAUGCACAAUAAAUUUUAAAAGAUAAAAGGAGAGGGCUAAAAAUUGAUUUUCCCAGUUUUUAUCUUAUUCAUAUGCUAUAUAAUUUCUUGAUUAACUGAAUAAUUUUUUAGUAUAUUCACACAUAUAAUGCUAUUAGUAUGUAUAUAUAUAUAUUUAUAAAACAAAUUUGAAUUGCUUUUUCUUGAAAAAUAUAUGUACCCACAAAUCCUUCAAGCUUCAAUUAAGUAACUUAAAACGAUUUCAAAACAUAAUUGUAAUAAUACAAAAGACUCGAAAUUUAAAGCACUACGAAAAUUAAAUGGAUUUUGACUAA
Molecule: messenger RNA, 1846 nt
Organism: Solenopsis invicta (red fire ant)
Lineage: Eukaryota; Metazoa; Arthropoda; Insecta; Hymenoptera; Formicidae
Product: ribosome biogenesis protein BRX1 homolog
Exons: 4
Coding region: 319-1437 (372 amino acids)
Biological process (GO): rRNA processing; ribosomal large subunit assembly
Cellular component (GO): nucleolus
Molecular function (GO): rRNA binding
Source: RefSeq, a predicted model, not a curated record